AGGAAGUUGACCCCAAAAAAAAAGGUUUAAUCAUAUUUUGUCAGUUUCUCUAGAGUAGACAAUGGUCCGGGCCUCUGAGGAUGACCCUUAAAACGAUCGGCAAGAACGAAAGGAUCAAGGAUGUUAUUGUAAAUUUACAAAAUGUGUUAUUAACCAAUUAUAAACCUAAUCGGACAGACGUGUUUGACGUAAAUCUUGGCUUCUAUACAUUUGUAGUGCAAGCUGGAUAUUACAAUUUUUCUGGACGAGAAGGUCUUAAAAACCUGCGAAACGUCACACAAUUUCCAAUGUUUAUAUCAGUGAUUCGACAUGUGAGCAAGCUGAGAACAAAUCAUGCCAUCAGAACAGCGAUUGCAUCAACCGUAUAUAUGGGCAUACCUGCAAAUGUCAAGAGGGGUUCCAAGGGAAUCCAUAGAUCCCAUAUGGUUGCCAAUAUAUGGAUGAGUGCAAAUUGAGCAAUCUUCAUUGUGCGGAGCAUGAAACCUGUCGUAACACCAUUGGUUCUUUCCAUUUCAAAAAUCGUAAAGAAUGGAAACUAACCAUUCUUCUUGGUAAGAUAUUGUCAUGUCCGCUGAUGAUUAAUUCGCAAUAAGAUAUCGUCAAGUUUCUAAAUCUCUCAUCAUUGACGUGUCUAGUAAGUAAUAGAAGAUAUAGGGCUGUUGAGAUUGUGGGAAUAUGAAUUCAGGUCACAAGAAAGCACUCUUGGACAAGCUCUUGAGUUGUCCGAUAUUAUAUCGAAAUAAGUUCAUAUGAUAUAUAAUCUAUCACCGAGAAGGUGAAAGAUCCAUUUAGUUAAGCUCCACAUACAGAGCCUUGGCCAAAACAGAGCUUUCAAACCCAAAGAGAGAGAGAGAGAGAGAAAUUACCAUGGUCCCUUCUUUAUAGGAAUCGAUUCCCACUUUCCAUAUAUCCACGUUUUGUAGGAACCAUUGAUUACAAUUUCCUAUUCAAAGACCUAAAAAGAAGGCAGAGAUCAUUUCUACAAAUUAAAGCAAAUUCAUCUUGACCAGCUAAACUAAGUUCAUUAGACAUGGAGAUCAUUCCAUUGAUGCUCAUUGCCUUCAUCAUACUCGUGUCUUCAUUUCCGGCUCCGAUUAAAGUAGCCGGCAAGGGUGGGGGUGGUAGCGUUGCUGGUAGUGGCAGCGGCUCCAUUGGUAUUGGCAGGGGUGGGAAUAUUGGUAGGGGCGGCGUCAUUGGUGAUGAAAGUACUGUUGGCAUCGGUUAUAGGGGUGGAACUGCCAAAAACCCCAAGCCAGCUGGUGGCGGCGACCCCGGUGCGUCAAUUGUGGUCAUUCCCAAGCAGCCUGAGGAACCUGUGAAGCUGCCACCAGAAUGCAAAAAAGAGGUUCACAAUUGCGUCACUGCGCAUAUACACGGAGGAGGGGGGCCCCCUAAAUACCGUGGACCAUGUUGUGUGAAACUUAACACAUCUGUAGCAUGUGUGUGUAAGUUUCUUAAGUCCCAUGAUCAUAAGCUAAGCAAAGGUGCAAAUGAUGUACUUCGUGGUUGUAAUUUUAAUAAAACCAAAUGUUCGAAGGUGCCAAUGCCUCAAGUAUGCACACAAGAAGCCAAACAUUGCAUCCAUUCACAUAUAUACGGAGGCCUUGGGGCACCUCAAGACCGCGGAGCAUGUUGUCAGAAAUUUAAGUACUUAAAAAAAUGUGUUUGUACAUUCCUCAAGUCUAAGGAUCCUCACCUAAGCAGAAAAGCUAAAGGUGUCAUUCAAGGUUGUCGUUUUAAUAACGCCAAUUGUCUAAAUUAAGAUCUAGGGACUGAUUAUGUAUAGCAUAAUGAAAUGAAAAUAAUAUCAAUGUAUAUAUAGUAUCUACAAAUUAUGCUUGGUUUUUUAUUUAAGUAUAUAGUAUUAUUAUUGGACUUACCAUUGUUGCCGUCUCAAUACCUCGUAGAGGUGGCUGCAUGCAUCAUCCGAUGU
Camelina sativa (false flax) is the source of this 1933-nucleotide messenger RNA. RefSeq lists its product as uncharacterized. NCBI's taxonomy places the organism in Eukaryota, Viridiplantae, Streptophyta, Magnoliopsida, Brassicales, Brassicaceae. The record is from RefSeq and is a predicted model, not a curated record.